Molecule: messenger RNA, 1314 nt
Organism: Andrographis paniculata
Lineage: Eukaryota; Viridiplantae; Streptophyta; Magnoliopsida; Lamiales; Acanthaceae
Product: bZIP transcription factor 44-like
Exons: 1
Coding region: 549-1067 (172 amino acids)
Biological process (GO): positive regulation of DNA-templated transcription
Cellular component (GO): nucleus
Molecular function (GO): transcription cis-regulatory region binding; DNA-binding transcription factor activity
Source: RefSeq, a predicted model, not a curated record
UUUUUUCCCUAUCUUUCUCACCCAUUAAAUAAAAAUUGUUUCUUGUCUACUUCCACUAGUGUUCUUUCCCCACUAUAAAUCCCACCCCUUCUCCUAUUUUUAGAAUCUCUUCCUCUUUUCCCUUCAAUCUUUCCCUACAGGUUUUGGGUUUUUCCUCUCCAGCACCUCUGUUAUUCCUGCUGUUUCUUGUCCAGGUUUUGAGUUCAUAGUUGGGGAGGGGUGCUGUUUAUUUGAUGCAGCAGAUGUUUGUUUUUAAUGUUAGGGACACAUGUCUCCUGUACUAAGUGAAGUCAUUCUUUCUGGUUUUAUGAUAAACUCCUCAUUGAGGAGGAGGAGGAUUCAUCUUGCUCAAUCAUUCUCAGUUGUGUUCCUCUACUGGUUCUACGUUUUCUCGUAAUCAUCAUCCUCAGUCUAAGUCUUCAAGCUAAUAUAUUAAUAUAUAUAUAAUAUACACAUCCCCUACCAAAUAGCAGUCUGUCUUAAGAGAACUAUUUGAUCCUAGUAUUUGAUUAGGUGUGUAGCUACCCUAUUGUCUGAAGCAAAUAAAUAUGGCGUAUUCAAGCGGGACAUCUUCAGGUUCACCAUUGAUUCAAAACUCUGGUUCAGAGAAUACUAAGAACAUGAAGCAAGUGGUUGAUCAGAAGAAGAGAAAGAGAAUGGAAUCCAACCGGGAAUCUGCGAGGCGGUCCAGGAUGAGGAAGCAGAAGCAUAUGGAAGAUCUUAUGGGACAGGUUGCUCAGCUUACUGAAAAAAAUAAGCAGAUGUUGAGCAGGAUUAAUGUCACCACAGAGCAGACUGUCAAAGUGGAGGCAGAAAAUUCAGUCUUGAAGGCUCAAGAGAUGGAGCUCACACAGAGGCUCCAAUCCCUGAGUGAAAUUUUGAAUAUAAUCAACAGCUCCUCCUCCAUGGCUGCUGCCGGAGGCGGCGCCGCCGGAAGCUGCUGCAUGGUGGAGGCUGAGGAGUUUCAGAGCCAAGGAUUUACAGAUAGUUUCAUGAAUGAUCCCUGGAACUUGAUGGGUCCUAAUCAACACCCAAUUAUGGCUUCUGCUGAAAUGUUUGAUUAUUGAUUUCAGAUAGGAUUCUGGAAUCAAGAUAAUGGCCAAACUAUGCUUGUCCAUAUAGAAUAGUGGUUAUCAUUUCAGAAUGGAAUAACUUGUGGGAUGUCUCAUCUUCAUCUAUACUAUUUUUAUUUUUUUUUUGCUACUGUUUAUUCAGAUUAUCAGAUUUCUAAUGUAUAAAAAACUUGCUUCCUGUUUGUACUUUUCUGGGGCCACUAGGUUCAGGAUUACUAGUUUAACCGCCUUUCAUAUUUCA